This is a messenger RNA of Rhineura floridana, 1763 nucleotides long. RefSeq names its product p53 and DNA damage regulated 1 (gene PDRG1). Gene Ontology annotation, biological process: protein folding. The transcript has 5 exons. Gene Ontology annotation, cellular component: prefoldin complex. Lineage: Eukaryota; Metazoa; Chordata; Lepidosauria; Squamata; Rhineuridae. Bases 214 to 615 code for a protein of 133 amino acids. The record is from RefSeq and is a predicted model, not a curated record.
GCCUUCUUCUCCCUUCCCGGUUCCGGGCGAGGGAGGCGCACUACGCCGGCCCGGAGGAGGAGCAGCGGAGCCGGGCCUAGUCGGUUGCCAUGGUUACCGCCGUCCCCAGGGAGGCGAGGCGCCUGCGCGCCUUCCACUAGGCCUCUCCGCCCGCCUUUCGUUUACGCGGCUUCGGUGCCAUCGGCAGCGGCCCUUCUUCGCCUUCCUGCCGCCAUGGGCGAGCGGGACCCGGCCUUUGUGCUCGGUGAUUUGGCCGAGGUGGAGGCGCUGGCCGAGGAGGUGAUGGCUGGGAGGCAGCAGAUUGUGGAUCUGGAUCAGAAACGAAAUCAGAACCGGGAGGCACUGAGGGCUCUGAGCAAUGAGAUAGACUCUUCAGAUAAAGUCAUGGUUUGCUUUGGGAACAUGUUUGUGCAGUUUCCAAAAACAAAGACCAAGGACAUGCUGCAGAGAGAUCAAGAACUCCUAGAUGAAGAAAUAGCCAAGUUGCGGAAAGAGCUAAAAGUGAAGGUCAACCAUCUUUUGGAAGCUCAAGGUAAGCCGGAGCUGAAAGGCUACAACCUGAAACCCUUGAGCUCUGAAGAAAUGUGGUUCAUGAGAAAGGUGGUGGAUGCGUAAAGCGCCAUCCUUGUGUGGAUUUUGCCGUUUCUGCCUGCACAGAAAACUCUUUUGAGAAUUGCUCACUCUUCAAAAGGCAGCUUUGGUCGCAGACACAUGUGCCUCAAGCAGGGUGUUUCUGAGCUAUUGAGGAUCUGAUUACUGGCAUCUUUUGCGGGAGAAGUUCGGGUUUGGAUGGAGCAAAAUGCCCAAGCUGAUUUCUUUCUGCAAUUUUUACAAUCUGCCUCAAGUACUAGUAUUAAAACCUGAGGUGUAAGAGGUUGCAAUUUUGUCAUUGUAAGAUGCGCUGUUGACUUCAGAGUGCUGGAAAUGAAGUGGUAGGAACAGAACUGAGAUUCCACUAUCUUCCAGGACAUGCAGUUAAAAUGCACAUGUCUUUGUGAUACUAAAUUGUACACUCAAAUCCAAAAUGUGUGCAGCUGGUGGUGAGCAAUAGAAAGUAUUCUCUUGUCCACCUUGCUUGUGUUAAUAUUCUUUGUCUAAACUCAGCAAUGCUCGUGUGUUAAAACUCUGGGCGUAGAGCCCAGAAAGCCAUAACUGCCCCAUUUGCCCAAGUCUGUCUUGCUGUGCUGUGAAGAGUGUUGCAGGCCAGGUAUGUAAAAACCCCAAAUGGCACAGCUGGGAAUGCUUACCUGAUCCCUCAGUUCUGGCCAAACAGCUGGUACUUCUGCACAGGUUCCUCCAGCUUCAAAUUGCACAUACUGUAUGUAAUUGUAGAGUCUGGUAACUUAUGUUAAGAUAAUAAUUCCUGGGUAUCCUAGUUUUGCCAUAUCCCUGUAGAGAAACUUUGCCAGAGCCAUCAAAGAAUGCCUGUACACAUUAAAUUACUUGGUGUUUCAGAGAAAGGUAGGAAGCCUAAAAUCCCACCUCACAAAGUUGGGAGCUCUUUGUCCCUUUCAGCCUGUACUUUAGACCAGUAGGUGGCAUGCUUCUCCAUUCCCUGUUUUCCAGUAGAGCUUCAGACUAUGUUAAAUGACCGUUAUCAACCAGCAAUACCUGUUUUGACGCAGGUUUUUAUUUUGGUCUUCCUGUGGGGGCUUAGGGUUAACUAGGGAUUAUGGAAGAGUUUCUGUGAAGGCAUUUGAAUCCUGGCCUGGGCAUCAAGUUACUGUUACGUAAAUUUUGUAUAAAUGAGCAGAGAUCGUCAA